AUGUUGGCUCUGUCGCCACCCAAAAUGAAAAGAACACCCCGCAGCCAUUUCGCUAGAUUACCAGCGACUGGGGUUGUCGGAGGGUCCACAGAAAACAAUGCUAGUCCAUUUCACACGAGAUCAUCCCCUCCUAAAAGCUUAAGGCCAAUUAAUUUGAACUCUCGAGUUCAUUCUUCGUCAUCUGAUUAUAGCCCAUUGGUGGUGCUAAAUUCCAGUAGCCCCAGGAGCUUAGCAUCAAAACCACUAGAUAGCUUACUGAAUUUUUCGACUCUUUUACCGCGUUAUAUCCUAGCACCUCCACCCCGGGAGCCGAUGGCAUAUAUGCCAUUUUCGCCUUCAUCGUUUGUGAAUGGGGUCCGUAAUUCCUCGCCUUGGAGUUUUGAGUUUUUGGGUGUUAGAAAGGCCAACCCCAUCCCGUCAUUCGCUACCACCGCCUCGAUGAAGAAAAUGGAAGAGUUUAAGAACGACAUAAAUGAUGAAUUUCAUGUUGAUGUCGACGAGAAAUUGGGUGGUUGUGUUCGGGGUGUGGGUCGAACAAGGAUCCGAGUGCGCGACAUAGAGAACAGCAAGGAGACGGAGGCUCUCCUUCUUCAAGGCGGGUUUCGAAUCAUUGCCAUCGUCAUAGAGGCAGUUGAGGAGCAUCGAAACACCGUCAUUUGA
Molecule: messenger RNA, 660 nt
Organism: Fraxinus pennsylvanica
Lineage: Eukaryota; Viridiplantae; Streptophyta; Magnoliopsida; Lamiales; Oleaceae
Source: the annotation of a GenBank genome assembly